GCGAGGGGCGGUGGGGCCGCCCCCGCCCCCCCGUGGCUCCGGCACCCGCCGAGCUCAACAUGGACCCGGGCCCCGGCGAGGAGCCCCGCGCCUCCACAUCCUCCGCCACGGCCGUCGCGCAGGAGCCCGGCGCCGAGGAGAAAAAUGAUCCCCCAUUUCAACUCAAACUUCCUCCAAAGGCAGCUAGACCUGAAAAAGAAGUUGACCCAGAAUAUGAAGAGAAGAUGAAAGCAGAUCGAGCAAAAAGGUUUGAGUUCCUCCUGAAGCAGACAGAACUUUUUGCACAUUUUAUUCAACCUGCAGCACAAAAAUCACCAACGUCUCCACUGAAAGUCAAGCUGGGACGGCCACGGAUGAAGAAAGAUGAAAAACAGAGUUUGAUUUCAGCUGGGGAGUACCGUCACAGGCGCACAGAGCAGGAGGAGGAUGAAGAGCUCUUGUCCGAGAGUCGGAAAACGUCCAAUGUGUGUAUUCGGUUUGAGGAGUCUCCUUCAUAUGUGAAAGGAGGAACACUAAGAGAUUAUCAGGUUAGAGGUUUGAACUGGAUGAUCUCAUUGUAUGAAAAUGGUGUUAAUGGCAUUCUGGCAGAUGAAAUGGGGCUUGGUAAGACUCUGCAAACAAUAGCUUUAUUAGGCUAUCUGAAGCAUUACCGAAACAUUCCUGGGCCACACAUGGUCCUGGUUCCAAAAUCAACUUUGCACAACUGGAUGAAUGAAUUCAAGCGCUGGGUUCCAUCCUUACGUGCUGUUUGCCUUAUUGGAGAUAAAGAUGCCAGAGCUGCAUUUAUCCGUGAUGUUAUGAUGCCUGGUGAAUGGGAUGUUUGUGUUACAUCAUAUGAAAUGGUAAUUAAAGAGAAAUCAGUCUUCAAAAAAUUUAACUGGAGGUACCUGGUAAUUGAUGAAGCCCACAGAAUAAAGAAUGAGAAGUCUAAGCUGUCAGAGAUUGUACGUGAGUUCAAGACAACAAAUCGAUUGCUGCUUACGGGAACUCCUUUACAGAAUAACCUCCAUGAGCUGUGGGCAUUACUCAAUUUCCUUUUACCUGAUGUCUUCAAUUCUGCAGAUGAUUUUGACUCAUGGUUUGACACUAAAAAUUGUCUCGGUGAUCAGAAGCUUGUAGAAAGACUUCAUGCUGUUUUGAAGCCAUUUCUCUUACGUCGCAUAAAAGGUGAAGUAGAAAAGAGUUUGCCUCCAAAGAAGGAAGUAAAAAUUUAUCUUGGGCUCAGCAAAAUGCAGAGAGAAUGGUAUACCAGGAUCCUGAUGAAAGAUAUUGAUAUCCUGAAUUCAGCUGGGAAAAUGGAUAAGAUGCGUCUGCUGAAUAUUCUGAUGCAGCUGCGGAAGUGCUGUAACCAUCCUUACCUGUUUGAUGGUGCUGAGCCAGGCCCUCCUUACACCACUGACACUCAUCUCAUCACCAACAGUGGUAAAAUGUUAGUUCUGGAUAAGCUGCUGGCAAAACUCAGAGAGCAGGGUUCCAGAGUUCUGCUGUUCAGUCAGAUGACUCGCUUGCUGGAUAUUUUGGAAGACUAUUGCAUGUGGCGUGGGUAUGAGUACUGCAGACUUGAUGGGCAGACACCACAUGAGGAAAGAGAGGAAGCAAUUGACACAUUUAAUGCUCCCAACAGCAGUAAAUUCAUUUUCAUGCUGAGUACCAGAGCUGGAGGUCUUGGAAUUAAUUUGGCAACUGCUGAUGUGGUUAUUCUCUAUGAUUCAGAUUGGAACCCUCAAGUAGAUCUGCAAGCCAUGGAUCGUGCGCAUCGUAUUGGUCAAAAGAAACCAGUACGGGUGUUUCGACUUAUCACUGAUAAUACUGUUGAAGAGAGGAUUGUAGAAAGAGCUGAAAUAAAACUGAGGCUGGACUCUAUAGUUAUACAACAAGGAAGGCUCAUAGACCAACAGUCCAACAAACUGGCAAAAGAUGAAAUGCUGCAGAUGAUCCGGCACGGAGCCACGCAUGUGUUUGCUUCCAAAGACAGUGAGCUGACAGAAGAAGAUAUAACCACUAUUUUAGAAAGAGGUGAAAAGAAGACAGCUGAAAUGAAUGAACGAUUGCAGAAAAUGGGAGAGAGCUCCCUACGAAAUUUCACUAUGGACACAGAGAUGAGCUUAUACAACUUUGAAGGUGAAGAUUACAGAGAAAAACAAAAGCUGAGCAUGAUGGAAUGGAUUGAGCCUCCAAAAAGAGAACGCAAAGCCAAUUAUGCAGUGGAUGCUUAUUUCAGAGAAGCCCUACGUGUCAGUGAACCAAAAGUCCCCAAGGCUCCACGACCUCCAAAACAACCAAAUAUUCAGGAUUUUCAGUUUUUCCCACCACGGUUAUUUGAACUUCUGGAAAAAGAAAUUCUGUAUUACCGUAAGACUAUAGGAUAUAAGGUCCCCAGGAAUCCUGACCUUCCAAAUGCAGCUCAGGUACAAAAGGAGGAACAAAAGAAGAUAGAUGAGUCUAUGCCUCUGAAUACUGAGGAGAGUGAAGAGAAAGAAAAGCUUCUAACACAGGGUUUUACAAACUGGAAUAAAAGAGAUUUUAACCAGUUUAUUAAAGCUAAUGAGAAAUAUGGUCGUGAUGAUAUAGACAAUAUUGCCCGUGAGGUGGAAGGAAAGUCACCUGAGGAGGUCAUUGAGUACUCAGCCGUUUUCUGGGAACGUUGUAAUGAACUACAGGACAUUGAGAGGAUUAUGGCUCAAAUUGAACGAGGAGAGGCAAGAAUUCAGCGGAGGAUCAGUAUCAAGAAAGCCCUUGAUGCCAAAAUUGCAAGGUACAAAGCACCUUUUCAUCAGCUGCGUAUUCAGUAUGGGACAAACAAAGGGAAAAAUUACACGGAAGAAGAAGACAGAUUUUUGAUCUGUAUGUUACACAAGAUGGGCUUUGACAAGGAAAACGUGUAUGAGGAGCUGAGGCAGUGCGUGCGCAACGCUCCUCAGUUCAGGUUCGACUGGUUUAUCAAAUCCAGAACUGCAAUGGAGUUUCAGAGACGCUGCAAUACUCUCAUAUCAUUAAUAGAAAAAGAAAAUAUGGAAAUUGAGGAAAAAGAAAGAGCUGAAAAGAAGAAAAGAGGAGCAAAAGUUACAGCAUCACAGAAGAGAAAAGCAGAUUUGGCUGCUGAGAACUCUGGAAAAAAAGAUGCUAAGAAAGUGAAGUCGUGAACCUGAAAACCGAAUGCUAAAUAUUAGACUGCCACUUUCUUCACUCCAUCUAUGUGUAUUAAUUGCCAACUUCUUUGUAUUCAUGGUACUCUUCCCCAAGUCCCAUGCUUUAAUUUUGCAAAUUUUGUAUACUUUACAACGGCUUUCUUUACCUAAAAUGUGUAGCUUUAUAUCUUAUGCAUUCCAGUAUUUUUGUGUACUGUAUUUUGUGAGUUUUAUGUCUUUGGCAAAAUUCACUCAGUCCUUGGUUUUUUGAAGCUUGUGCUGAGGUUUUUGGCUUUUAUAUGUUUUAUAUGCUGCUGCUUUGAAAGAAAACCUAGAUUCUAUAGCUGUAUUACUGUUAUUUCAUAUUUUAAAUUUAUAUGGCUGUUGGAAAAUAAACUGACUUAAUUAUUUGAAGAGAAAUAUACUUCACCUUUGUUUUCCCUACCUUCUCUCCCUUUUGCAUAGCUACAUUUAGAGAGAAUGUUAAGGUUUGUAUAAUUGUGCCUUCAUCAUCAAUCAGAUUUUUUUCAGAGGAGUACUUAGACAGGAUCAGGAGCAUGACAAAACAAAAUCUAAUUAGACUGACAUCCUUGUUUGCUCUGUGCAUUAUGUGGACAUUUUUCUCUGAAAUGUUCAGAAGGAAACCCAGCAAAUACACACUUCUUGUUUUUCUUUAUCAGUGAUUUCUGCUGGGCUACAUGCUUAAACACAGGGUGAGGUGUUCUUCAGAAGGGUGUCUAGAUGAAAACUUUUCUAUGCCUCAUAAAAGGAAGUAGUCAGCUAACAGCUUCUGGUUGUUUAAGUAGCAAACAAAAUAAUUCACUUUCUGGUUGGUAGGCUGCUCAGCUCUGCUGCCUUGUGCUGAAAGAUCUUCGUUGCUCUAAUUAUCUCUGCUAAAGUUCUUCUUUUACCUUUUACUCAACAUGUCAGUCAAAAGCAAUGGGGAUAUGUUAUGGAGUGCUCCUUUUUAGUAUUUCUAUUUUAAUGAAGGGACGAAAGUGUUGGAUGUAUGAUUUUUUGACUUUGCAAGAAUGGCCUUUAUUAAGCAGGUUCACAGUUCCUGCUCACUUCAGAGUCUCUGCCUUUCCUGGAUCAGUAGAACAGUGACUGUGACAUCUGAUGUUUUACUUUAAUGUUCUGUCUCUGAUCUGGUGUUUAGUACAGACCUUGCUAUGGUGAGACAUGCCCUCAUAAUGUCAGGUCUAGAUUCAUGCAGUGUGCUUUACAUGGUACUUCCCUUGAAGACUGCUUGUAAACUUGUAGUGCAGUUUGCUUCCUUCAGUGGAUUGAGGUGUUUUGAGAUAAAGAAACCUCUUUACUCUUUGUAUUUCGUGCUUUGCAUUUGCUACCUUCUUCUGUGUUUGUAAAAUUCAGGACUUUAUAAAAUAAAGUUCUUGAGCUCUGCCCGUAUUCUUCUAUGUCAUUUAAAAUAUACUGGUAUGUCUUCGAAGUUUUCUGGGAUUAGGGUCCCUAAGUUUGAUGAGCAAUUUCCAGCUUUUUUGGUAAUGUCUGUUUAAGGUUUGGGUCAAAAUGGGUGUGAUGAAUUAGUUGAGCAUUUCAAAAGGUAAUUAUAAAGAUUAGAUUCUAUAUUUUGGAUUGUAGCUUUUGUCCAGGGACCACGUUAAUUAUUUCACUGGGCUUAUAUUUGUAAGACUUGGUAUUCAUCUGUUGAGCUUCAUGUGAUGAGUUGAAGGGUACAUCUGACAAUGAUGGGGCACAACUUCCAGGCAGGAGAUUGGAGUCAGAGCAUGUUUUUAAAUGAGUGUGCAACCUAGCGGGGUAGGUGUGCUCAGGAAAGGAGCAUGUCUCCUCAGAUGAUAGCUUUGGUAUUGGAGCAAUUAACAUCCUGCUUUAUCCUUGGGAGGAGGACAUCCCAUGUAAUUAUGGAAAAAGGCUGUGCAGCUAUGUGCAGAUAUAACCACAAAUCGCUGGAGCAUUGCUAUUAAUAGAGAGGAAGAUGCCUUAUUUACAUUUGCUUUUUGGCUCAUGUGCCACUCACUAAGUUUAUGGCCUGAAAUUAUAAAAACAAGUUAAAAGAGAAGGGAAAUAAAGGCUGAAAGAGCCAAUUGAAAUGUUUAUGGAAUUACAUGGCUAGGUCUAGAGCUUAUUCUAUUGCUCCUAUUUAGCAUUGGAUGAGUAUUUUCAUGUUUUAAGUCUUGAAAUAAGUGUAUUCUGGUUUUGUUUAUUGUAGAUUAGCUUUGUUUGACUUGCAUGUUUUUGUGUAUCCGGUUUCUCUGUGUUGCAAAGUGUAUGGAAAGUCUUAAAAUGGUAAUAUCUUAACAUGUUCUUUUAUGCAGAUUUCUUGGUUUGAGUUACCACUUGAAUUAAUGUUCACUCUUCUCAAUGACAUGGUACACAAGCCAUAUAGCAAAAGAUCAUGCAAUUGUUCUUUCAGAUAUUAUCCCCUUGAUGAGACAGCUUCUCUGAAGAAUGAUAGAUUCUCCCAGGAACUAUCUGCUAUCUCUUGCAGUCUGUAGUCCCUAGUUAAACUGAAUGUGCUGUUGAACAACAGUCCUUGAGAGCACUUGGAUGCUAUAAACCAGUUCCUAGCGGAUUGAGCCUUCCCAUCCAUCAUGUCCUACAGUGAUAACUAAAGAAAAUUGCUAACAGCUGCUGGUCAGGAUUAAAGUAAAAUGGAUCUUUCUUUUCCCUUUUUCGUUCUUCCAGUUGCAGAUACCCACACAGUGUGUGCCUAGCAGUAUCUUAAAUUAUAUGCUGCUGUGACUCAAAAUUAGAUGACAGAAAUGAAAGCAUCUUCCUUUUAACUGUUCUUUUCUUAGGUGAGGAGUACUGUUUGUAAGAAAUUAGUAAGCACUGAAUGUUAUGUGAUAGGAAACUUCUGAAAAGUCUGGGCCUUCAGGCAAUUUUAGAGUUGCCAGAAAUGCUGCAAGAUAUAACAUUUUGAAAAUUAAUUUAGUUCCUUUUCAGUGGACAAGUAAAAUUUGCUUGUGUAAACAUCAGUCUUGAAGAAAGUCACCUAGCACCUUUGGCUCACCCAGCAGUGCACAUAACAUCCUGGGAGAGGUCACAGCAAUUGUGGUGGUUUUCUUUUCACAUUUUCAUCAUUUCCAACUUACUAGUCCUUUUAUUUUUGAGUUAUGUUAGUGACGACACCAAAAAAAUAAUGCUGCUGACCGUCUUCAUUGUAUUUAAUUUCAGUUUGUUAUAAUGACAUAGAGAAGAAAUGAACUUUCUUCUUGCUGGUAAUACUAGACCAUCUUUAGAUGAUGGUUUGCACAAGUGGUGUUGUUACACUAAAAUAUUAAGUAAGAAUGUUUUUCUUGUAGAUUAGCAUUGCUUGUUUGAUUUAGUGGUAAUGCUGGUUAUGGUUUAACAAAAAAGCAGCUUCCCUCUUUGAGAUGAUGAGGAAGGAGUACAGUAUACAGAAAUUAAUCAGACUCUAAGUGCCUGAUGGUAAUGACAAACUGAUUUUUGCUUUUAUAUAUUCUUCAUAUAUAUAUUUGUAGCUCUGUAGCUAUAUGAGGAGCAUAUAAAAGCAAAAAUUAGUUUGGCAUCAAUGGAAGUAACUUUGUUGUGCAGUGCCUGCAGCUCCUGCUGUGCACUGCUGUGUUGCAGGCACUCUGUUCAUGUCUCUUGCCCACGUUCAGUAGGGGGAUUAAGUACUUUCAGUGAUGAGAAAUAAAUGCCAAAGCAUUACAGCUUGAAAAAAGGUGGAAUUUUGCGGUCAAUACCAGUUUAUGUGAAUGUAAAAUGAUGAGGUUGGUGCAGACAUUGGCACUUGUGAUGCUAGAAGGGAUUGAUCACCAACUGUAGUUCUGAUCUGACUAAGAGAUCACUUAAUUUUAUCUAGUCCAUGUACUUAGCUUCAAGCAUGUAUGUAAAUGCGUUUGUGGGUCAUUGUUCUAAUGUUUGAUAUGUUCUUUUUCUGAAAGACUUAAAGUUGAGCUUAGUUUGCAUAUUUUGAAAUGUACUGUACUCUUUAAUUGCAUUUGCAUGAUAUCCAUCCUUUUAUGAGAGCCUUAAUAGGAGUAAUAUUUGCUGCCUCAAAGGUAUGUCGGUGUUGUGUUGUUCAAGAUAACUUCUAAAGUUUUCAAACUGAGAUUUGUUUCUUAAGUUGUACAUAUAUGAAAAUAAAAGUUAAUAUGAACUUGAUGUCUUCUGGUAAUUCUGGUACACAGGGGCCUGUUACUUGGAUACUUUCAAUGUAGUUUAAUCUGGUUUUGUUGUUCUUGUGCCUCCCGUAACCUUCAGGCCAUGGUGGCUGAACGUAAAGGGGUGUGUGUGGCUGUUCCACAUCUGCUUUCAAAUUAUAGUUUCUUGUAAUCUAAAACUGUACUAGUAGUGCCUAUGCUUUUUUGACAGCCUUGCCUGUGUUGUCUCUUAGUACACUGUCACACAAUGUAUAUUGAUUCUUUAUUAAAGUAUAUUGCUGGUUCCCUUUUA
Messenger RNA from Corvus hawaiiensis (hawaiian crow), 7532 nucleotides. RefSeq names its product SWI/SNF related, matrix associated, actin dependent regulator of chromatin, subfamily a, member 1 (gene SMARCA1). The coding region runs from base 60 to 3143 and encodes 1027 amino acids. Gene Ontology annotation, biological process: nucleosome organization; regulation of transcription by RNA polymerase II. The transcript is spliced from 24 exons. Lineage: Eukaryota; Metazoa; Chordata; Aves; Passeriformes; Corvidae. Gene Ontology annotation, molecular function: ATP hydrolysis activity; DNA binding; ATP-dependent chromatin remodeler activity. The record is from RefSeq and is a predicted model, not a curated record. Gene Ontology annotation, cellular component: nucleus; chromatin.